Molecule: messenger RNA, 2592 nt
Organism: Megalobrama amblycephala (Wuchang bream)
Lineage: Eukaryota; Metazoa; Chordata; Actinopteri; Cypriniformes; Xenocyprididae
Gene: ctdsp2
Product: CTD (carboxy-terminal domain, RNA polymerase II, polypeptide A) small phosphatase 2
Exons: 7
Coding region: 561-1337 (258 amino acids)
Molecular function (GO): RNA polymerase II CTD heptapeptide repeat phosphatase activity
Source: RefSeq, a predicted model, not a curated record
GUCCGUCCAAAGCAAAACAAUACACGGAAAAACAUAAAAAUCGUCAAUUAUCGACUAUUUUCGCGUCUUACCUUCCUAAAUUAUACAUCUGAGCGAAUUGGUCGUGUCUUUUUUUCAACUGCUAUUUUGGAUCUACCCCAGUUACGGGGUUGUUUAUCUGUAGUAAGGGGAACUUGAAACCGUCCUUGCCCCAUGUCCUCGGUUGUUUUUCUUCUUUCGCCUGGAUUCUCCAUGUUGUUGGAGAAAAAGUGAGGGCUUUACCUAGACUAGUGGAGGCUAUGGAUAAAUAUACGAGCGAUAAAGUAAACCGAGACGCGAAGCCUAGAAAAUAGCAGAUAAGAUAAAACAAAACAAAGUGUCAUGCCCCUCCCAUGUGGAAGAGAAUAGAAGGCGGGAAUAAAUAAAUAUCACAAUAAUUUGUCGCCGUAGGUUUGAGAUAUUUUUGAUCGAACGGAAAUUAUUCAUUUCAAGCAUCGCUAGCUUUUAAUGCCACUAAAUGCGGACCGACUGUUUGUCGCUGGAAAAGGUUGGUUGGACGUUGAGGGUUGUGCGUUUGUUAGAUGGAAAGUUCUAUCAUCACUCAAGUGCAGAGAGAGGAUUCUCGGUUGCCUUCGAAAACAGAUCAGGUGAAUAAAAACUCACCUCAGAAACCUGGAAGUCGGAAUAUCUUUAAAAAGCUCAUCUGUUGCCUUCGAGCUCAAGAUGCCCAGCUGCCAACAUCACCUACCCAUGAUGCCUUGCUAGCACCUGAGGACAAUGGGACCAUUGCCAAAACACCAGGAGAGUGUCUGCUGCCAGCAGUGACCUCUCAGGACCAGGGGAAGAUCUGUGUGGUCAUAGAUCUGGAUGAAACACUGGUGCAUAGCUCAUUUAAGCCAAUAAGCAAUGCAGAUUUCAUUGUGCCUGUGGAGAUUGAGGGGACCACACACCAGGUGUAUGUGUUGAAGAGGCCAUACGUGGAUGAGUUCCUCCAGAGGAUGGGAGAACUGUUUGAAUGUGUUCUGUUCACUGCCAGCCUUGCUAAGUAUGCAGACCCGGUGACCGACCUGCUGGAUCAGUGUGGCGUGUUCCGGGCGCGGCUGUUCCGUGAAUCUUGUGUGUUUUAUCAAGGCUGCUAUGUUAAAGAUCUGAGUCGCCUCGGCCGUGAGCUCCACAAAACCCUGAUCCUGGACAACUCCCCUGCCUCCUACAUCUUCCACCCUGAGAAUGCUGUUCCUGUACUCUCCUGGUUUGAUGAUUCAGAGGACACUGAGCUGCUUCACCUCAUCCCAGUAUUUGAAGAGUUAAGUCAGGCUGAUGAUGUCUACAGCAGACUCGAACAACUCAGGGGUCCAUAAUCCCUACACCACCAGACCAGGACAAACCUCCAUGUUGUGUAGCACUGACUGCCAAUCACACACACAAGCGGCUCAUGACAUUAGACUCCGCCUUCUGACCUGAAAACAAACACGAAAGCUCAUAAUUCUGCUCAGCUCAAAGUAUAUGCAGUUCUGCUAUAUGGUUUGAGGGACCUUAAACAGUAAGUGAUGAUAAAUAUUGUGGUCAGAGGUCAGCUUUGUCUCAGUCAAUGAGCUUGCCUUUUGCAAUAACAAUUUACAGAUUUUAUAUUCCUUUUUUACUUUUAUAUUUUUUUGUUAUUAGAAUUUUUUUUUAUGUUUAUAAUGACAUCCUUUGGGAGAUUAAACAGUUUGCAAGGUCUAAUCAAGUCAUCGGUAAUCCGCAACUGUAUUUUGUUAUACAGCUCAUAAAGCACAAACUUUCAGGCCAAUCUCUCUAUGCAAGUUCUACCUGAAUUCAACCUCACUUUUUUAAUCUUUAGCAUUCAUAAUCAUCACUUUAAAGGAAAACUUGUGUUGCUAAUGUAUUCCAGAUUCCAGUGAAAUGGCACAAAUGGGAAUACACAUUGUUUUAUUCAACAUGCUAUGCAUAGUUUUUCCAUAAAUGCAAAUGUGACUCUUUGUUUCAGUCUUAUUACUUUACACAAGGCCUUGUUUAAACUGCACACUUCUCUACUGUCGCUGAAGUGCGUUAACAUGGCAUUAAAAUACCCGUUUUUACAGUUUUAUGUGAAUUACAACUACAUACCUUGACACUUCCUGUAUUCGUCUUAAAGUGGCCUUAUCUCUGCUUCAAGUGUACUUGAUGGGGUUUUAUUAUACGUGAGGAGCAGAAUUAAUACCACCGAAUGAACCAAAGAGAUUUAUCUUGUUCAGUUACUGUCCUUCUCUCUGCUGUAUUUAUGCAGACAAUUACUUGUGCUGGCAUUUGUGUGUAUAUUUGGUUGAACUUGAAAAUGUCCAUCUUUGUAUGAUACAUCUUUGAACUUGAAAAUGUCCAUCAUUGUAUGAUCUGUUGAUGCAGACCAGAUACUCCACUUCUGUACUUCAUCUUAUAUUAUUUAAACAUUAUCAUGUUUAUGUUAUAAGUUCUUACUGUAGCACAAAUAUUCAAAAUGGCCGUGAUUUUUAUAAACACAGCAGUGUUCGAAGGGCAGAUUAUUGCCUUUUGGUUCAAAUUUGCCCUGAUAAGGUCUGUGUUGUCAAAUUUUUGACUUUUGUAUUGCCGACAAUAAAUUUUUUCUGUGCAACAUUA